Molecule: messenger RNA, 2645 nt
Organism: Mercurialis annua (annual mercury)
Lineage: Eukaryota; Viridiplantae; Streptophyta; Magnoliopsida; Malpighiales; Euphorbiaceae
Product: elongation factor G-1, mitochondrial-like
Exons: 20
Coding region: 70-2325 (751 amino acids)
Biological process (GO): mitochondrial translational elongation
Cellular component (GO): mitochondrion
Molecular function (GO): GTP binding; GTPase activity; translation elongation factor activity
Source: RefSeq, a predicted model, not a curated record
AGUCUAAACAAAAAAUAAACCCUCCCAAAAACCCAGGCCAGGUUUUAGGGUUUAACCAUUUCCAGUUCCAUGGCCCGAUUCUCGAGAGGAUCCGCUACAUCACGCUUCCUCUGCUCCCUCUAUCAUUCAUCAAGGCAGACUCAAUCUCCGACCACCGCGCUCCUCCUCGGAAACUUCCAGCUCCGGCAGUUCUCAAACCCUGCCCGCGCCAAAGAUGAAAAGGAAGCAUGGUGGAAAGAGUCCAUGGAAAAGGUCCGCAACAUCGGUAUAUCCGCUCACAUCGAUUCCGGUAAAACCACGCUCACUGAGCGCAUGCUUUUCUACACCGGCCGUAUUCAUGAGAUUCACGAGGUCCGUGGCCGUGACGGCGUUGGCGCGAAAAUGGACUCCAUGGAUUUAGAAAGAGAGAAGGGAAUCACUAUUCAAUCUGCUGCCACAUAUUGUACUUGGAAGGACUAUCAGGUAAAUAUAAUUGAUACGCCUGGACAUGUCGACUUUACGAUUGAAGUGGAGAGGGCGUUACGAGUGUUGGAUGGUGCGAUUCUUGUGUUUUGUAGUGUUGGUGGAGUUCAAAGUCAGUCUAUUACUGUUGAUAGACAAAUGAGAAGAUAUGAGGUUCCGAGGCUUGCGUUCAUUAAUAAACUUGAUAGAAUGGGUGCUGAUCCUUGGAAAGUUCUGAAUCAGGCAAGGGCUAAACUGAGGCAUCAUAGUGCAGCGGUGCAAGUGCCAAUUGGAAUGGAGGAGAAUUUUGAAGGUCUUAUUGAUCUUGUGAAGAUGAAAGCCUAUUUCUUCCGUGGUUCAAAUGGAGAAAAUAUUGUUACUGAAGAAGUGCCAACAAAUAUGGCAGCUUUAGCCGCAGAAAAGAGACAUGAACUGAUAGAAGUGAUUUCUGAAGUUGAUGAUAUACUUGCUGAUGCUUUUCUUGCGGAUGAGCCUAUUUCAUCCACUGAUCUUGAGGAGGCCAUUCGAAGGGCUACUAUUGCACGGAAAUUUAUACCGGUAUUCAUGGGAAGCGCAUUCAAGAACAAGGGAGUGCAAUCACUUUUAGACGGCGUGCUGAGUUAUUUGCCUUGUCCCAUUGAAGUCAGCAACUAUGCCCUUGACCAAUCCAAAAAUGAAGAUAAGGUCAUGUUGGGUGGAAAUCCAGAUGGACGACUUGUGGCAUUAGCUUUUAAAUUAGAGGAAGGACGUUUUGGUCAAUUAACAUAUUUAAGAAUCUAUGACGGUGUCAUUCGCAAGGGUGAAUUUAUAGUGAACAUCAAUACAGGCAAGAAAGUUAAGGUUCCUCGCUUGGUACGGAUGCACUCUGAUGAAAUGGAAGAUAUUCAAGAGGCACAUGCUGGGCAAAUUGUUGCUGUGUUUGGUGUUGAUUGUGCUUCAGGAGAUACAUUUACGGAUGGAUCCAUUAGAUACACUAUGACCUCCAUGAAUGUUCCGGAGCCAGUUAUGUCAUUAGCUGUUCAACCAGUUUCUAAAGACGCGGGAGGACAAUUUUCAAAAGCUUUGAAUCGUUUUCAGAGAGAGGAUCCAACCUUCCGUGUUGGUUUGGAUCCUGAAAGUGGGCAGACAAUUAUUUCUGGAAUGGGAGAGUUGCAUUUGGACAUUUAUGUGGAACGCAUUAAAAGAGAGUACAAGGUUGAUGCAACUGUCGGCAAGCCUCGUGUGAACUUUAGAGAGACUGUUACUAAGCGUGCUGAAUUUGAUUACUUACAUAAGAAGCAAACGGGAGGACAAGGUCAAUAUGGACGAGUAAUUGGGUUUAUUGAGCCACUUCCAGAAGGCUCAUCCACUAAAGUUGAGUUUGAGAACAUGAUGGUUGGACAAGCUAUACCAUCAAAUUUUAUACCCGCUAUUGAGAAGGGCUUCAGAGAAGCUGCCAAUUCGGGUUCUUUAAUUGGGCAUCCAGUCGAAAAUGUCCGAAUCGUUUUGACAGAUGGUAAUUCACAUGCAGUGGAUUCUAGUGAACUUGCCUUUAAAUUAGCAGCAAUAUAUGCUUUCAGACAGUGCUAUACAGCUGCAAAGCCUGUGAUAUUGGAGCCUGUCAUGAUGGUGGAACUGAAAGUACCGACAGAAUUUCAGGGUACUGUAGCUGGUGAUAUUAACAAGAGAAAAGGCGUGAUUGUUGGAAAUGACCAAGACGGGGAUGAUUCUAUAAUAACUGCCAACGUUCCCCUAAAUAAUAUGUUUGGGUACUCGACAUCUCUUCGGUCAAUGACGCAGGGGAAAGGUGAAUUCACAAUGGAGUACAAAGAACAUGCACCUGUUUCGCAAGAUGUGCAAACACAGCUGGUAAACACCUACAAGGCAAGCAGGAUUACCGAAUAAAUAGAUCGCGAUUGGUGAGGCUCGUCGCCCUAUAUUCUUUACACAAGUCAUAAAUUAUUUUGUUCUACAAUUAUAGAAUUUGUAACUUUUUAGAUCAUAAGUUUGGUCGAUCAAUUUUUGGGCUCUAAUAUAUAAAAUUUAUUAAUGGCUACUUGUAAAUUAAUUUUUCUCACCAAGCAAGUUGGAGUUAUAUAGCAAUAGUUGGCCAAUGAAUAAAUGUCAAGUCCAAUUUUCAUCUUCUGUAUGCUCACACUGUUUGUCAGCAGUAUUUGCACUUGUAAUCUUUUUACGAUACAAUCUAAUAAAUGUUUAAUCUGAAA